AUGGAGCUGCCGGUCAUCCUCACGACGCGCACCGGAAAGCUUGUGGUGAUUGCCUCCGUCGCAGCCGCCGCCGCCGCCGCGGUGGUCCUCACGGCCGUCCUUCUCGGCGUCCUCCUGACGCUUCCCAGCGAUAAUGCCUACCUGCCCCAGAGCGGCAAGCACGAGAUGCUCGUGGCCCAGAAGGACGGCGCGUACCGCAAGAACGGCCAGCCGGUCAUCCUCGCGCGCAGCUACGGCGGCAACCCGUGGGAGGCCGUGCCCGACCUCGACCGCCAGCCCGUCGAUAUCCAAUGCAACGACGACAACCAGUGUACGAUGCAAACGGACGUGGACUACAACGUCGUGUCGGUGGUCGUGCCCGAGGAGCUCCGCAACAUGACUGCGCUCCACCUCGCCGCGCGCCUCCACCAGCAGGCCACCUUCGGCGCCAACCUGGCCACGCUCGCGCGCGUGACGGAGGUCUACGGCACCAACUACGGCAAUUGGAUCCGCGAUCAGAUGAGGCUGACGCCCACGCUGCUGCGCUCGUACUACCGCGACCGCGCCAACGCGCGGCCCGGCAUGUUCGACGUGGGCCAGAAGACGGCGCCCUGCGACAUGGGAUCGCGCUGGCACCGAUACAUGAUAACCUCCAAUCCCUCGCCUCGCUACAUGAAGGAGGUCGUGCGAGCCUUCCGCACGGGCGCUUACCGCGGCGUCGAGUUCUCCGGGCGCUACGGCGAUCUGGCGGCUACGAUCUACGCUAUCUUGAUGGAUCACGAGGCGCGCUCGCCCAUCGUCGAAGCUGAUCCCACCUUCGGCAUGUACCGAGAUCCGUUGGUCAAGCUCUUGCAUUUGAUGCGCUCUCUCGACUACCAAUCGCCCAAGCAGCGCGAGGUCGCCUUCGCCGACUUGGACGAUCGCCUCGGCGUUCAGCCGUUCUCGGCGCCUUCGGUGUUUGGUUUCUACCUGCCCGAGUUCAGACCAGCUGGACCGGCCGACGAGCACGGGCUCGUAGGCCCGCAGCUGCAGCUCGCGACGACGCCCAAUCUGAUCGGUUUCCUGAACGGCCUCACGUCUCUGAUCGAUCAUGGCCUCACUUCGUGCGAGAACGGAUUGGGGGUCUACGGACCAUCGCGCAGAUGCGUCGCUACGGGACCUCAUCCUACUGCCGAUGGUUCUCUCACCUACACCAUGCCCAUCAAUGGCACCGUGAACGACCUCGUAGAUGAGCUCAGUCUGGCCCUCACUGCGGGACGCCUCCACCGAAGCACGCGCGAAACGCUCGUGCGCGAAUAUCUCAGCGUCCUCGGUCCCAACGUGACGGUCAACACGACAGCCGCUGCGCUCAGGCAUGCCCUCAAGGUCCUCGUGACGAGCGCCGAAUUCCAGACGACGAGCUUCAAUUCGAUCAGCAACAAACCGCGCCUGGAACCGGCACCGGUUGCCUCUUCGGGCCGCGCUUUCAAGGCCAUCGUGGUGGUCUUCGAGAUGGGUGGCGCCGAUAGCUUCAACAAGCUCGUCCCUCACUCGGACUGUACCGGGAAGGAUCUCUACGCCGAGUACGCUACCGUCCGCGCCGGUGCCGCUCUGGAUAAGACCUUGCUUCGACCGGUCAGCGUUCCUGCCGGACAACAGCCUUGCACCGUCUUCGGUGUCCAUCCGGCGAUGUCCAACCUUUCGAAGUUGUACUCCGACGGCGACGCUCUUACAGAAAGAGGACCGUGA
Acanthamoeba castellanii str. Neff is the source of this 1707-nucleotide messenger RNA. RefSeq lists its product as uncharacterized. The record is from RefSeq and is a predicted model, not a curated record. The coding region runs from base 1 to 1707 and encodes 568 amino acids. The transcript is spliced from 4 exons. NCBI's taxonomy places the organism in Eukaryota, Discosea, Longamoebia, Acanthamoebidae.